AUGUUCACGAAAGCUUUGUUCGUUGUGCUUUUUACCGGAGCUCUUUUUGCUUUUGUCAAUUGUCAAUCGUUGGGGUUUAUUGAAAAACAAUUAUUAUGUGCUUUGGAUAGAUCUCCUUGUGAUAGAAUGGGAAAUCAAAUUAAAGCUAUUUUACCGGAAAUUAUUGGAAAUAAAUGCAGAAAUUGUUCUCCUACUCAACUUACUUAUGCUACGAACAUCGCUGGAUUUAUUCAACAACGAUAUCCUCAAGCUUGGGGAGCUUUAUUGCAAAAAUAUUCAUAAAUACUUUUAAAUUAUUAUUAUUAAAUGUAUUAUAAUGUAUUUAACUUUGGUAAGAUUGGUUAAUUAGUUAUUUUAGUUUA
Molecule: messenger RNA, 362 nt
Organism: Onthophagus taurus
Lineage: Eukaryota; Metazoa; Arthropoda; Insecta; Coleoptera; Scarabaeidae
Source: RefSeq, a predicted model, not a curated record